This is a messenger RNA of Beta vulgaris subsp. vulgaris (sugar beet), 717 nucleotides long. Its product is annotated as organ-specific protein S2. Lineage: Eukaryota; Viridiplantae; Streptophyta; Magnoliopsida; Caryophyllales; Amaranthaceae. The transcript has 2 exons. The coding region runs from base 108 to 476 and encodes 122 amino acids. The record is from RefSeq and is a predicted model, not a curated record.
AAAAUAGUUUCUAUGAUUUUGUAGCUUAUUGGUACUCCCCCUAUAAAAAGGGAAUAUAACCUCCUAUAUUCAAGAAGCAAUUCAUACUAAAUCUAAUAAUAGCAGAGAUGGGGUGCAGCAUCAGAAUCUUGUUCACAUUUCUACUGUCAGUUAUCUUGCUUGCAGGCCCAAUAGAUGGGAGGAAAAGCCCAGGGGAUUAUUGGGUUGAGAUAAUGAAAGGACAGCCCAUUCCUGAAAGUAUCAAAAACUUCAUUAAUCAGAAAUCAUAUGAGGCCCAUGAAAAUGAAGAAGGUUUCAUCAAAGACUUUGAUCCAGUACCUAAUAUCUCUGCUUACCAUGAAUAUGAUGAUGCAAAUCCAAAAGAAUUGAGAUCCAAUAAUGAUGAUUGCAACACAAAACAUGAUGGGCUUGCAUCUAAGAAAUUAGCUGUUGAUGAGUUUGAACCAAGGCCCAAUAUCUCUAUCUACAAGGAUUAGAAGACUCUUUAUGGUUUUAUGUCAAUUUAAGAUUCUUCUUAAAAUAUUAUGUAACAAAAACUAUGUAACGUGAAGUGUUGCUGUAACAUGUAAUGACUAAUAAAAGGAUCAAAUCAGGUAGGAUCGAGUCAAUUUCGUUUUUGUGUGUCUCUUGUCAUGUUAGAGGUUUACUCAUUUUAGGCUUUGUAUGCUUUCGUGAGCUUUUAUUAAAUAUGAUAAGUAUGUGUAUUGUUUGCUUAUA